GCCAUAAAUAUGAAAACAGAGGACAUAGACAGAUAUAAAUUAAAAUAAUGUAUUUUUGGUAAAAUAUACGAAUACUGUAAUACAGAUCUAACGAAAUAGUGUGGAGUAAAAGCUGGGGAUCACUUCUGAAUUCCCGGGGAAAAAAAAAUGUCGGUUUCACUUUGCUAAUUAUCUAAUUCAUUUUCCCGGAAAGUUACAAAGGCAUUUCUUUUGAUUCCUCUUGAAAGUCACAGAAACAUAAGAGUCGAAGCAAAAAGGCUGGAGCUUUGCUUCUUUUUUUUUUUAUUUUGUGUUCCUCGAAUCAUGAUCUUGACUUUCUGAGUAAGAUUAUUCUAAUAGAGUGCUGCUGAGAAAAUGAUGGCUCUGAUGAAUUGUGCUUCUUCAUCUUUUUCUUCCUCUUCAACUUCCUCACCCACUUCUUCUUCUUCUUCGUCUUCAUAUUCUCCGAGAGAGAAGAACAUGGUUUUGCAGAGUGUGGUUGAUCAUGAUGUGUCAUCUCCAAGUUUCUCUUCCGACAGCAAACUUAUUUUACCAAUUGAGAAGACUUUAAUAACCCACAAAAACUCCAAUCUCUGCCUCAUCUCCAAGUCUUCAGAAGAAUUGAAGAAGGAGAUUGCAUCUAUCGAGUUAGAGAUUCUUCACAUGGAACGAUAUUUAUUAUCUCUCUACAGAAAAUCUUUCGAACAGCAGAUUUCUUCUUUCUAUAAUCUCUCAUCUACAACCUUACCUCGUUCACUGACUACUUCACCAUCAUCACUAGCUCUUUCAAAUCAUUAUCAAGCUUACCAAAAACCUAUUUCGUAUCCUCGAAGUUUCCACACUAGUUUAAAAGCCUUAUCUUCAAGGGAAGGGACUAAAGAAGUGUCUGGUAAUAAGAGUCUUGGAGAGCUUCUAGGAUCAUCUCAUAUAGUUGAUGAUCCCAACUUCAUAAACCCUAAUAAACUCUCUGAAGAUAUCAUGAGAUGCAUAUCUUCUGUAUAUUGUACACUUUCAAGAAGCUCAACAACAAGAAGGAACUCUGCUUGCUUCUCUGCUUCUCCGCUUUCGUCAGUGUCGAAUUCAUCAACCAUUUUCUCUUCCAAAUCCAAUCAUGACGAUAAAUGGAGCCUGCAUUGCGCAAGUGAGGAUCAUUUGAUGAAUCAUAGUCAAGAUCAAGGCAGUGUUUUGCCUUGUGGUGCUGUUGUAGUCGAGGCUCUUAGAGUUUACUUAGAUGAUGGUAGUUUCGGUUACGCUGCUCGUUUGCUGCAAAACUUCAGAUCAUUGGUUCAAAAUCUUGAGAAAGUUGAUCCAAGUAGAAUGAAACGGGAAGAAAAGCUUGCGUUUUGGAUUAACAUUCAUAAUGCUCUUGUCAUGCAUUUACUCCAGACGCUGUUUUCGCCUUCAAGAAAGUCCAAAACUUGCAGUGUUAGGCACGUUUACGCAUUGGAGUACCCCGAGGCUUUAGCUCAUUUCGCUAUUUCUUCAGGAGCAUUCACAGAUCCUACGGUUCGGGUUUACACCGCGGAUAGAAUAUUUCGGGAUCUAAGACAAGCGAAGAAAGAGUUUAUCAGAAGUAAUGUUCGUGUUCACAAAGGAACAAAGCUUUUGUUGCCAAAGGUGUUUCAACAUUACGUUAAAGACAUGUCAAUGGAUGUGUCUAAGCUCAUGGAAGCAACAGCUGAGUGUUUACCAGAGGAUGCGAGGAGGAUCGCUGAGAAAUGUUUGAAGGAGAAAAAGAGUAAGAAUUUUGAAUGGUUGCCGGAAAAUUUGAGUUUCCGAUUGAAAUUAUUCUAUCCAUUGGCACUUCACUCAAUCUCUAAUCAGAGGAAGACGACGGUUAAUAUGGAGCAACUGGAGAAGUCCGUGGAGGAGAACCCAGACGACCCUUCUCUGCAAUUCGAACUUGGUUUGUAUCUGUGGGAUAAUGGUGGAGAUUCCGAGAAAGCGGCGGAGCAUUUUGUGCUGUCGGCGAAGUUAAACCCGAACAAUGCGGCGGCGUUCAAGUAUUUAGGGCAUUACUACUCGCGUGUGACGCUCGAUCACAAUCGAGCUGCAAAGUGUUACCAGAGAGCGGUGUUGCUAGACCCCAAUGAUUCUGAUUCAGGAGAAGCUCUGUGCGACUUAUUUGACAGACAAGGGAAAGAGAUCUUGGAGAUUGCGGUUUGCCGUGACGCUUCAGAGAAGUCUCCCAAGGCUUUCUGGGCAUUUUGCAGACUGGGUUACAUUCAGCUUCAUCAGAAGAAGUGGUCUGAAGCUGUUCAGAGCCUUCAACAUGCAAUUAGAGGUUAUCCUACCAUGUCUGACUUGUGGGAAGCUCUGGGCCUGGCUUACCAGCGACUUGGAAUGUUUACUGCUGCUAUCAAGGCGUAUGGCCGUGCCAUUGAAUUAGAUGAGAACAAGAUUUUUGCAUUAGUGGAGAGUGCAAACAUCUUUUUGAUGCUUGGUUCAUAUAGAAAGGGUGUGGAGCUCUUUGAGCAAGCGCUGAAGAUUUCACCUCAGAAUGUUUCUGUGCUCUAUGGUCUUGCUUCUGGAUUGCUUAGUUGGUCAAAGGAGUGCAUAAAUUUGGGCGCAUUUGGAUGGGCAGCUUCGUUAUUGGAGGAUGCUCGUAAAGCUGCAAAAGCAAAUAGUGAGCUGGCCAGCAACAUGUCCUGUAUAUGGAAAUUGCAUGGAGAUAUUCAGCUUACGUAUGCAAGAUGCUUUCCGUGGUCUGGUGAAAUUGGAAACUCAGAAUUCACUUUAAAGACAUUUAACGAUUCGAUCCUUUCUUGGAGAAGCAUCUGUUACUCAGCUGCAUUGAAGCUACCAGAAAAGAUGGCUCUGGGAGCGUUAUUGUUGGAAAGCGACAACUCGGAGUUCUGGGUUACUUUGGGUUGUAUGUCUGAUAAUAGUGCUUUGAAACUACAUGCGUUGAUCCGGGCAUUGCAUUUGGAUGUAUCUUUAGCCGUUGCUUGGGCUUUUAUGGGCCAGGUCUUCAGGGAGUCGGAUGAAAUGAAACUGGCAAAGCUGGCUUUUGAUUCUGCUAGAAGCAUAGAUCCUACACUUGCGCUACCUUGGGCCGGAUCAGCUGAUACUUAUGCUAGGGAGUCAACAUCAGACGAGGCUUUUGAGAGUUGUCUACGAGCUGCUCAGAUAUCACCGCUUGCGGAGUUCCAGGUUGGUUUGGCAUGGCUUGCUUUGUUGCAGGGAGAUAUUUCAUCUCCGCAGAUUUUUGCUUGCAUUGAGCAGGCGGUGCAGCGCUCCCCUGAUAACCCAGAAUCCCAUAAUCUCCAUGGGCUAGUUUGCGAGGCACGACGUAGUUAUCAUACUGCCAUUGCUUCUUACAAGCUAGCACUAGCUGCAAUGAGUGUUUGCCCUGACAAUUCAGUGAAAUCUCAUGCUGGAAAAAUAUCUAUUAACUUGGUCAGGUCGCUCAGCAAGGCAGGACGAUUCAAAGAAUCUGUUAUGGAAUGCGCAAAUUUGAAGUCAAAAGGUUUGCUUGAUGCCGGAGGUUUGCAAAUAUAUGCUUUCUCUCUGUGGAAGAUUGGUGAUAAUGAUUCGGCUCUCUCAGUGAUCCGUGAUCUGGCUGGUAGGAUUUCCACCAUGGAAAAAGCCUCAAUAGCCUUCCCAAUCAGCUUCAUCUGUAGUCUUCUUUAUUGCAUAUCUGGGUUAGACUCUGCUAUCACCAGCAUCCAGAAGAUGCCAAAGGAUUUCUUCCAGAGUUCGAGAAUCAGCUUUAUAGUAUCUGCCAUCCAUUCUCUUGAUCAGAGUGAUAGACUUCAGUCUAUUGUUGCGAGCACUCGUAGCUUCAUAACAUCACAAGAAGAAAUAGCUGCAAUGCACUAUUUGAUAGCACUCAGCAAAUUGCUGAAAACUGGAGAAGGAGAUUUACUUGGGUUUGAGAAGGGGAUUGCUCACCUCAGAAAAGCUCUUCAUAUGUACCCUCAUAGUAAUUUGUUAAGGAACCUGCUUGGAUAUAUCUUGUUAGCUGGUGAAGGAACAAAAGAUGCCUCUACUGCUAGUAGAUGCUGUAUUAUAAAUGUCUCUGAGUAUGGAAAUAAAGAAGGUUUGAAGUCCGCACUGGAGGUUCUUGGUGGAGGAUCGGUUGCUUGCAAUGCAAUUGGUAAUGCAGCUCCAAGGUUCUCAUUCCCGACAUGCCAUUGUCAGUGUCUGAAUGCUCCUGUUGUUGUUGUGGAACUGCAGAGAUUCUUGCAUCAAGAACCUUGGAACAGCGAUGUAAGAUACUUGCUUAUUCUGAAUCUCGUGCAGAAGGCCCGUGAACAGAGGUUUCCUCGCCAGCUUUGUAGUGCUAUUGAGCGUCUAAUCUCUGUGGCACUCUCUGAUGAGACAUGUUCGAAGGAAGGCGAAUAUCAAAAGUUCCAGCUUUUGCUUUGUGCUUCAGAGAUCAGUUUGCAGAAGGGAAAUGUAGCAGAGUCCAUUGACCAUGCUCGAAAGGCUUCUUCCAUUUCGCUUCCAUGUAGCUACCUAUUUCUAGGACAUUUGCAACUUUGCCGCGCCUAUGCAGCAAAAGGGAGCACAAGAAACGUGCAAGAGGAGUACAGAGCGUGCUUGGAGCUCAAGACUGACUCAAAUAUCGGCUGGAUCUGCCUGAAGCUCAUAGAAACUCAGUUUGAUCUGGAACCUGAUACGAACCUUUUAGAGAUGAGCAUACAAGAAAGCUCGAGACAGAAGAAGGAUUCAUGGAAAGAGUGGAUGGCUGUAUACAGUUCAGCACUUGGCUUAGUUUCUAUCGGGAAGAAAGACUUUUUCUCAGCAGAGGAGUUCAUUGCACAAGCUUGUUCGUUGGGUAAUUCAGAGAGCUGUCUACUUCUCUGCCAUGGUGCUGUCUGCAUGGAGCUGGCUAGACAGUUUAAUGACUCUCAGUUCCUCUCACAAGCUGUAAAGAGUUUAAGCAAAGUUCAAGCGAGCGCCUUGUUUCCUUUGCCUAUCGUGUAUACAUUAUUAGCUCAAGCACAUGGAAGCCUUGGCUCUAAAGAGAAAUGGGAGAAGAAUCUUCGUCUUGAAUGGUUCUGCUGGCCACCAGAGAUGAGACCUGCAGAAGUUUACUUCCAGAUGCAUAUACUUGCAAGACAAUCAGAAAACAGACCUGAAACUGCUUCAGGGAUUGAAAACUGUCAAACCCCUGAGAAAUGGGUUCUUAGGGCGAUUCACACUAACCCUUCUUGUAUGAGAUAUUGGAACGUCUUGCCUAAGCUUGUUGAAAUUCCCAUUUGCUAAGAACUAAAAGUUGAAAUCCAAUUCCAGAACAAGAAGAUGAGAGCAAAACAGUGGAAUAUGAUUCAUGUACAUCGAAACUACAUGCAGUUGUUCUUUUUUUCCUUUUUAAAUGAGAAAUUAAAGCUAGACUUGCACAUGCGCUGCUUUCUUGAUUUGCGUACGAAACAAACAAAUAAGAGAGGACUUGUUAUUGCUUGCAAAGUCAUAUUUACAGCAAAUUGUUGUCCCAAGUAAAACAAAAAAUAUAAAUAAAAAAGACGAAACAAACAAUAAAGCCACAACAACAAUGGAUGGGCUGAUUCUUAUUAACGCAUCAUCAUAAGAGCAAAUUCAUCAAAACUUAAAACUCCAUCAGCAUUGAGAUCAAAAGCUUUGAUCAUGACUAUGCAAUCAUCGGUGGUUCUUGACUCGCCAAGCUUCAUUAGCAUCAUCUUCAAGCUUCUCGGGGUAAUACAAUCUUCUCCUUCAGCAAUAUACAUUCUAAACGCUUCCAUUAUCUUGCUCUUCUUAUCUUCCUCUGUAGAUUCGUCACUCCCUUUGAUUAGCUGAGCAAACUCCUCAAAAUCCAACAUUCCAUCUCCGUCCAUAUCAGACAGUUUAAUCGCUGCUUCGGCUUCUUCAUCCGACACUUGCUCUCCCAAUGUCUUGAAACUCUUCUUAAGCUCCUCUGCAGAGAUUCUACCGUCUCUGUUUGCAUCCAUGUAAGCAAAUACAGCUUCCAAGUCUCUGUUCUUGUCCUCACCGUUCCUGUCUGAAGACAAUUGUUCGCAGAGUUUCAUGAAAGAUGAAGAUAACUGACGUUGAGUAGUCUUCAUGAGUAUAAUUGUUUUUUGGUUUUUGUUUAGAGUGUAUUCUACAAGUUUUCUUCUUUUUUUUUUGAUUUAGGAGUUGAAUGAGAAAAUGGUCUGAAGGGUUUCUACAUAUAUAUAGGUGUGUUUCAAGUCAAGAAUAGAAUAAGACUUGUUUAAAAACAGAAAUUAAAACGCAUCAAACGUGGGAGAUUCAAGAUUAGUCGAUAGAUCUAGAAGUAGAAAAAUAUUAUUAGUCCUUCAGAUCUAGAAGAAAACGUAUUAUUAGUUUUUAGAUCUAGUAAAAGAAAGACUUAGUACAUAUAUAUUUAGUUG
Molecule: messenger RNA, 6317 nt
Organism: Thlaspi arvense
Lineage: Eukaryota; Viridiplantae; Streptophyta; Magnoliopsida; Brassicales; Brassicaceae
Source: the annotation of a GenBank genome assembly